Molecule: messenger RNA, 2901 nt
Organism: Diatraea saccharalis (sugarcane borer)
Lineage: Eukaryota; Metazoa; Arthropoda; Insecta; Lepidoptera; Crambidae
Source: the annotation of a GenBank genome assembly
AUGAAGUGGGCAAUACUUGGUGUAUUGCCUAUUUUUGUUGUUGGAACGUGGUAUGUUCCUCUAGUAUUGAAUUUGUUUUAUUUAUUUCUGACUACUAUAUUUAUUAUUUUGUUAGUUUUUCUAUUAACUCUUUGGGGUCAUGUUGCACUUUCUUCUCCACAUCAAACUUCAAUGUUUUUAUUAGAAAGGGUAGAAAAAGUUGUUCGUGAAUUAGAAGAAUUCUUAAAGGAAGAUCAUAGUAACUGGCCUCAUUCAACUAAAAAGUCACAUUUACCUGUAAUUUUUGGGCGUACUGUAGAUAGUCAGCUUCAACAACUAAUUGAUUUUGUCCUGAGGGACUUCAUAACAUGCUGGUUAAAAGAAUUAUCUCAUAAACCUGAUCCAGUAAUAGAUAAGUUCAAAGAGCACAUAUGGGGUGCAAUUCAAAACCUAUAUGAGAGACUAUCUAAAGUAGAUGCAGAAAAAUUAAUUGCAGGUGAUAUGGUUACUAAAAUUACACAACACUUUGAAAGAAUAAGAAUUGCUAGGAGCUGUGCUUUGGAGCUAAACCAGCCACCAGUAUUUGCAUUGGCCCCCCAUUUAAUGUCAUGUGAAACAGAACUUCAUUAUCUACGUCAGAUCAGUGAGCUCAUCAUUAUGUUCCUCUUGCCUCGUUGCUACUCUCUGUCACCAGCUUCUCAUCUCAUGAGGGAGAUACUGGCAUGCAAAGUUUUACAACCAGCCAUAGAUCUAAUUACUGAGCCAGAUUACAUUAAUCAAAAAAUAGUACAAUAUCUGGAGGCUCAGAAAGAAGUAGAUGCCAUGCAUGUGCGUACUCACGAGUAUGCGAAAACAUUCGAGGAUUACAUAAGACUAAUAACUAACUGCAAUAAUGUCGACACUCUGAAACGGUUACGCUAUGAUAUUGUUACUCAAAUAAUGCAAGCAACUACUUUACAAAACAUGAAAAGAGCAAAAGGCAUAGACAUAGACGUCAUAGAGAAGAGUGGCGUCCAACAAAAUGUGAGCAGGCAACAGAUAAACGAUGCAAAGAAAUUGAAGAGAUACAUUAGCCAGUUGACGAUUGCGAAAGCAGAGUGUGAAACGGCUCUAAGAAAGUUGGGAUGGGAAGGAGCUUUUCCGACUGUCGAGUCUAAUAGUAAGACACUCCCUCUACACAAAAUUAUGGAAAGCGUAACAGGUCGCCGUUACCUCUCUAUGUUUCUAGAAACGAUGUGUUCCCAAGGCUUGGUAGGUUUCUGGACAGCAGUCGAAGAGUUGCGGCACAGUCCCCGCAGCAGUUGGCACCAGCUCGGCGCGGAAAUAUUCUAUACGUACAUAAGAUCGCCUAGUGCAGAAAUUAAGGUUGAUAAGGAAACAAGAAAGCGAAUGGAAUCAUUUUUACUAGGGGACAAAGGGCCAGAAGUUUUUUAUGAAGUCCAAGACACUGUUGUUGACACCAUUCAAGAAAAGUAUUACUCAUCGUUCCUUUUAAGCGAUCAAUAUACUGCUUUAAUUGCAGAACUGGCGACAGAAGAAGCUAACAAAGAAAUAAGUUCAGAGAGAUCUCCUAUAGAGGACAGGCAGUUGUCAAAUGAAUCUGUAUCAUCGGCGGAGAGCGUAGGCGGUGCGCAUCUGACCGAACACUCCACUUACGCUCGAAGGAAACUUGACCAAUUGCAAGAAAGGCACAAUAAUAAAAUACAGGCUUUAGCUGCUCUACGCGCUUCGCUGAAGCCAGACUCCCCAGCUCUAGCGAUGUUGGCAAAUGAGGUGGAAAGAUUAGCUGGGGAACAGAUGCGACUGGAAGCGCACCUGGCGCGCACUGACACCUGGGCCGAACACCUGGGCAGGUGGCGCGCCACUGUCCAAAGUGCUGAGGUGAUAGACGAAGCGAAACCCCCACAAUUUGUGAUAGUAGUUCAUAUGGCUGAACAAGAAGCAACAGCAUGUGAGGAGAGACCGGAACAGAUAUCCACAGGCUGGGUGCUAUUAAGGACACUUAACGAAUUCCAAGAGUUACAUCGAAAAUUACGGCCUUUAUGUUCAGACUUGAAAAACUUGGAACUACCUACCAAUUCAUUUAAAUUUUUAUUUGGCAAAAACGACAGAAACUCUUUAGAUAAAGCGAAGGUUUUAAUACAAAAGUAUCUAGAAUUUGUUUUAGAAGACGAUAGACUGAACCAAAGUGAAGCUUUAUAUACAUUCCUAAACCCCAGUUCAGAAUAUAUGAAACAAGGAGAUUUACCAAAGAAAAAUAAGUUCUCGUUCUCUACUUUAUUCAAAAGUACAAGCAGUGAAGCUACAAGUAGAUCGUCUCAAGAAAAGGAGGCUUUCGCUCACCUGACAGCUGAUGAAGAUGAGAUAUCUCUGUACUUGGAUGGAAAUGGCGGUGACGGCAACAAUAAAAACAUCACUGGCGCUUUACGGGGUGCUGCUAUAGUUGGAGAAGAAAGAGACAGCAUAGCUGAGCCACUAUACGCGUUGCUUAGCGAAGUGUUCGACAUGCGCGGAGUGUUCCGGUGGUUGAGGAAAACUUUAGUUACCUUUGUACAGAUCACAUAUGGCAGAACUAUUAACAGGCAAAUAAAAGAGACAAUAUCAUGGUUGUUCUCUGAACAAAUGCUGCAUUAUUACAUCAGCGUAGUCCUCAAGUCGUGGUGGCCUGGUGGUGUUUUAAGUGCUACUACGUCUAAUAGGAACUUUCAAGAUAAAGAGCACACACGGACGCUAGCGCUGCAGCAGCUGAAUGAAAGCGUAGUAUUAGCGCUUUCAUCGCUGGUCGGUGCACAGACUGCGGCACGUGGUGCCCACAAACUAUUCUAUACGCUACAGAACACGACGCAUAACAAACAGCUGUUUUAUGAACUCUUUGAAUUAGUUCUACUGGAAGUGUUUCCUGAACUCAAACGUUAUCAUUAA